AUGUUCAAACGUGAAAUCUCUGCGUCGGGCUGGAAAGCGAUGACCUUCUCGAAUGCAAAUGUGAACGGACCCACUAACGUGCAAUCCACACCCCGGUCGAUGGUGCCGGAACCUGGAGGCCUUUCCUGUCGACGUACAGUCCGUAUCUGUUCAUGCACACCCCCCGGCCGUCUCUUCCGGCUCACCGGAGCACUCGCCGGGGAAAACCCCGCCGGGCCAAAUCCAGGUCAAAGUUUCUUCGAUCGUUGCACGGAAUGUUUCAGCUUGAAUUUGCCGGCAGUGUCUUCCGAAGCUUGCCGGAAGUUCGCCGUGUCGUGCCGCCGGCUGAAUGUCGGGAGGUGUACACGGUUGGCAUGCUCCUGCUACGUCGUCGUCGUCGUCGUCAUCGGUGACCAGCUGAACAUGAACGUCACGAUGCGCCAAACGAUUGCUCGUCGUACUCGACGAAUUUCGGUGUACAAUUGCAGAGUACGCAGAUGCGGCGGACAUGGUCGGCCCAUGGUUCGCUCAUGUCGCCUCUGGAAGCGAUGGAUGACGCAGACCCUAAUUCGAGCGCGCUCCGAGAUUCGCUUGCCUUUGAAUCUUCCCGGAUCCUUUUUUCGAACUUGGUGUAUAUUCUGCGCGUACCAGAAUAGAUCUUCCAUUGCAGGUCCUCAUCCGUUUCCGGAGCUCUGGACCUCAGACACAAUCGCUUCGUUUAGAGAUGCAGUCCAGUCUACGGAGGACCUUUGAUUGGGCUAAAUUAGUUACCGAUUUCUCGAAAGAAUCAGUCUAUCUGGAGGAUUUCUAUUGCCGGAGUAUGCACAUUUCAACAGCAGCAGCAGGAAACUCCAUCUCUCCGGAGAGAUUGUUGGAAAGAAUUAAAGCCACGAGGAAGAAAGUUGGCAUUGUCACAUAGAGAAACUGAAGAAGUCCUUCUGAAGCAUUUGCAACAACCACUAUACUCCCAAGUUCCAAUUCGAAGUGGUGGUUCGUCGUUGAAGAUUUAACCAACGACAUUUUGCAGCUGAACCUGCAGCUUUAUUCUUUUCCCGAUUUCAGUUUCCACAAAGUCCAAAGCUUUCGAAUUGGCACAAAACUCUUGGCUACAGGUAUUGCAGACUUGCGCCUUGGCAUCACUGGUGGCUGAAGAAACUGCUGAGGAUGAAACCGCAAUCCCUCGGAUAGAAUUUCCAAAACGUUGAAUGUGAUAAUUGUAUGUAUACUUUGAUAUUAUGAAGAAACCAAUAAGUUAUUUCAUUUUCAUAUUCCAUGACAUACUUACACGAUCGGGUGCAUGGAAAAUAUAUCAUGCAACCUCCGUGUCGGUCUCUUUUGAUGCAGCUUACCGAAAUAGCUCUCAGGCAUCAAAAGCAAACCAAAGAUAAUUUUCACAAA
Messenger RNA from Marchantia polymorpha subsp. ruderalis, 1377 nucleotides. The record is from the annotation of a GenBank genome assembly. Lineage: Eukaryota; Viridiplantae; Streptophyta; Marchantiopsida; Marchantiales; Marchantiaceae.